Molecule: messenger RNA, 288 nt
Organism: Trematosphaeria pertusa
Lineage: Eukaryota; Fungi; Ascomycota; Dothideomycetes; Pleosporales; Trematosphaeriaceae
Exons: 2
Coding region: 1-288 (95 amino acids)
Source: RefSeq, a predicted model, not a curated record
AUGUCGCCCAGGGAGACCGUCGUCAUCGAAGCCGCACCGCCCGCGUAUCCAGGUAGCUAUGGCGCCAUCGAAGUCCACCACCAUCACCAUACUGUCCGUGCUCGCACGCCUCGAGGCGCUUGCUGUAGGGCACUCCUCGUCUGCCUUCUCAUCCUCCUCAUCAUGGCUGCCUUCGGUGUUGUCGCGUUCGUUGCGUGGAACUUCUACAACUUGUCCCAAUGCGAGAAGAACAGAAUGCCCUGGGAGAAGCCUUGCAAGGAUUGGCUAGGAAAGGACUCGGUUAUUUGA